This is a messenger RNA of Mercenaria mercenaria, 1195 nucleotides long. Its product is annotated as caprin-2-like. The transcript has 2 exons. Gene Ontology annotation, molecular function: protein binding. The record is from RefSeq and is a predicted model, not a curated record. The coding region runs from base 92 to 991 and encodes 299 amino acids. Lineage: Eukaryota; Metazoa; Mollusca; Bivalvia; Venerida; Veneridae.
UCUUAUCUGCAUUAUUUGUGUGUUUAAUAUACAUGUUUUGGCAGCUGCAGUUGAAAGUGCUGAUGUUGACAUUAUUUCCGAGCUAACAAUCAUGAAGGAACAGUUAGUGGAGCGAGAAAAACUUUAUGGAAAAAAGUUAGCCGAAAUGGAGGACAGACUUCGAACUGCUGAAGAUAACUCUAAAUCUCUUGAAAAUUUCUUUCAAUACAAGUUAGCCGAAGCUGAGGAAAGACUUUAUGAAACUGAAAAAAGGCAGAAUUCUGUAGAGAAAUUCUUUAAAAAUAAAAUAGCUGACUUGGAACAUAAACUGUAUGAAACUGCAUAUGAACACAAAUCUGAUGACAUUAACGAUAAUGAAAAGCUUCCUGAAGUUACUGAUACUGAAGAGAAAUUAAACGACAACGAAAUUGCCAGACAACAUGUUGGAUCCGGAAUGAAACCUGCAAUGAAAUUAUCCAAAAUGAACAGCAAAGAAACAGACACUGGGGAACUCCUCACUACAGAUUAUGUGCCACAAGAAGUGCCCUUGUUUCACAGGAAAUUAAAGAAUAAAGGAAAGCGACAGCUUACAUCUCCCGGAACACACCGAGUUGCAUUUUCAUCCUUUCUUUCUUCUACGAUGAAUAACCUUGGCUACCAACAAACAAUACCGUUCGAUCAAGUCCUGCUCAACGAAGGUCAAUCAUUCAAUACAGUAUCACAUUCUUUUAUAUGUCCAGUAAAUGGGAUAUACAUGUUUCAGUCGUCUUUGCUCUGUGAUCAAGGGGACCACACAGAAACAGAAAUUGUUAAGGACGGUUCAGUGCUUGCUCGCCAAUAUUCAUCUGGUGAUAGAAGAAUCACCAGCGUAUUUGGGCAAGGCUUCAACUCUGCCACUGUUCGGUGUAACAAGGGUGAAAUGGUAUGGAUAAGGAUUCGUGGCCAUAAUGGACACGUUGUACACGCUGAACAGUUUUCCACAUUUUCCGGCUUCCUGCUGUGGGAGAUUUGAAAUGAGAAAACCAGUGGAAACAAAAUGUAAUUUAGACAUCUUCUCACAGAUUUUAUUUUAUGUUCAGAGUUUUUGCCACGAAUAAUAACUAUCAGUCUGAUUUAAUGUCUUGGUUUUGUUAUAAACAAUAUUUGCAUAAAAUAGAAACAUCAUGACAUAAAGUGCUCAGUCAAGUGUAAUUAUUUGUAACAUGUGCGCCAAUAA